Messenger RNA from Loa loa (African eye worm), 450 nucleotides. RefSeq lists its product as hypothetical. Gene Ontology annotation, molecular function: protein binding. Lineage: Eukaryota; Metazoa; Nematoda; Chromadorea; Rhabditida; Onchocercidae. The transcript has 2 exons. The record is from RefSeq and is a predicted model, not a curated record. Bases 1 to 450 code for a protein of 149 amino acids.
AUGAAGGGGAAAUUAUUGAAGAAUAAAUCAAAAGGAUGCGAUUCAUAUCGUGAUGCAAUUCGGUAUGAAGUUUCUGCUGAAGUUAAAUUUAAGAAGGAAUUGUAUGAAGAAGCGAUUGAAAAUUAUCAGAAAUCGAUAAGGAUAUAUCUUUUAUAUGGUAAUGAUGUAGAAAUGAGUGAUCAUUUCCCAAAACUUAUCGAUCUUCACUACAAAAUUGUUGUUGCAUAUGAAGCAUUGGCAAAAAAAACAAAUUGUUUGGAGCCAGUAAAAUAUGCAAUAGCACACAUAAGUAAAUUAUUGGAAUAUCGAUCAUAUGAUCGAAAUACUCGAUUAAAACGAUGUGCCUUAUGGAAAACUUUACAGGAUCGUGAAAAAGCACUCAUUGGUAACAAUGCUUUUUUGACACUUCUUUCUCAUUCAUCUAAAUUAGGCCAUAAUAUCUUCAAUUGA